Strongylus vulgaris is the source of this 1299-nucleotide messenger RNA. The record is from the annotation of a GenBank genome assembly. Lineage: Eukaryota; Metazoa; Nematoda; Chromadorea; Rhabditida; Strongylidae.
AUGGAAAAGAGCUUUGACACAGUUUUCAAUCUAACGCCGAGGUCCACUUAUGAGAAUUCUGACCCAGCGAACAACGUAGAGAAUGAAAGGAACUCUUCGCGAGCAUCCGAAGGAAGCAAACAAAACGAGGUGUUUGAUUCUACAAACAGAUUUUCUUCUGCACAUGAAGUUUUCCAAGCGGGCAACGAUGUAAGUGAAGCUGGCAAACCGAGCCUUGGAAGACAUGAAGAUGCGAAGUUAGCCUACACUGAAAGUGAAAUUGGUGGAUACACUCAAAAGAAGUUUGAAGAUUUUAUGCCUGUGAACAAUGCAACUCAGACAGGCAGAUAUUUUGCUGAAACAUCCGAAGACCGUGGUAUAGCAAAUGAAAAUACUACUGAAACUAACCCGUUUCUUGCUGCGAUUAAUAGAGACUUGAAACAAAAAACAAAUGCGACCGGCUUUUUUGAAAAUUAUGAGGAUGUAAAACCGAAAGGUAAUACGACCGGAAAUAAUACUCAUAUACAUGGAAUGUUUGGAAAUCUUGAGCCGGUUAUCGCUUCAAGCGAACCUGGCGGUACACCAAUAGGGAGAUAUGAAAGUACGAACAAACUUGCAAACAGCAUUGCAGAGCUCAGUAGACACCUCUCCGGAACGUACGAUGAACUCAAAACGACGAAUAGUGCCGCUGACUUGGGCGCGCACGCUUCUGGGAGGUAUGUAGACGCGAAGAUGGCGAAUGACAUUGAUGAGCCUGGUCCGAAUGUUUCUGGAAGGUAUGAGCUUUCCAAUACUCUAAAUAACAAAAAUGAUACGCAGGAUCGGACUUAUGGUCGAAUGUAUGACCGUGUCAAUCCCAUGAAUCACCUAGGUGAAGUCAGCAGUACUCCCAGAAAAUACGAGGAUAUGAAGAUGAUGAAUAAUGUCUUCGAAUCCAGGGGAUACUUGUCUGGGAGAUACGAGGACAUGAAACCUACGAGUAUUGUGGUUGAUAACAACGGAUAUCAGCCCGAAAAGUUUGAGCUUGUUCGUCCUUUGAGCAACUUCGUUCCUGAUGAACCUAAAGUUGGAGGUGUUGUGCCUACGAAGAGUGCAAUUGAGUCUAAAGGCUAUUUUCCUGGGAGAUAUGGAGAGAGUGCACCCACAACAAACAGCGUGACGCAGGCGGAAGGAUACCCUUUAAGAAGAUAUGAGGAUGCUAAACCAUCAAGCACUGUAGCUGAAGGAAAUAAUUAUCCUUCUGAAAGGCGUCCGGAUGUGAACUUGGCGAGCAGCGCAGUUGCAGAAGGCAGUUCAUUUAUUGGAAGAGAAAAUAGGUAG